AGUGCGAGGCGAUUGCAGACUGCGAAGCAGAGCCGGCAAGAGAGGGAGGCAGCGGGGCCACAACAUCUGAAAGUUUUAAACCUGUGAUCGCUUCAGGUGAUGCAAAGCAAGCCUGGAGUUCCUUCCAGCAUGUGGAGGGAAAGCCAAAUCGGCAUCAUGGAUCGCUACAGUCUGGGACAGAUUUAACUGCUGCGGCGGGGCGUUCGGCUUCAUUCUUAUAUGGAAAACAUUGCAGUAAAAGGGAGCAAUAAAAGCUGUGGAAGAAUAUAUAUAGAAAGCCAAGAUUGAAAUGCUUUUGGCUUUGAGCUGCACCUUGGGAAGAUACUUAAAGGACUGAGAAGCAAAAGGAGCUCAUCAAGCACCAACCUGGGAGAAAGGUAAGAAUUUGUUGGAAGUUUUUGACAUUUUCAGAAACAACGGCAUAUUUUAGGACAUGGAUUUAUUCUAAUAGACAGGAACUACACUGAUGAAUUAAAUGUAAAACCAAGUAAGCAUUUAUCUUCUCCAUAAUAUCAACAUGGGGGUACAUUAAAGAACAAAACGUAGAACUUUUUCUGCUGUUUUAAGUGGAUGACGGGAGAAUUGGCUGCCUGGGAAAGCGAGGACCUCUGUGAUCGUCUUGCUGUGGAAGUUCUGCUCGUGAUGGGAUUAUUCCAGCUCUGGAGUUUACUGCAGCGGCCCUGCUAACUUCGCACCCUAAAUCUUUCAGCCGUUGUCAUUUCAAAGACUUGUCAUUCUGCUCAGGGGACGAUGCAUGUUGUGCACCGGCCCUGAGCGGCCCCAUCAGACCCUGCGCCUUCGCCUGCGGGACUCAGUGACCAUGCUGGCCGAGCGUCUGACAGCACAGAGAUCAGAGCCACCGCCCACGCUCAGGCCCGCCGCGGCAUCAGCAGCAACAUGUUUCACCCGCUCAAUAACAGUUCAGAUGCAGACGAGGAGCCCGAGGCUCAGCUGAGAUGGGCCGCCCUCCUCAUCGUCAUGGUGAUUAUUCCCACCAUCGGAGGAAACAUUCUGGUUAUUCUGGCCGUGUCGCUGGAGAGAAAGCUGCAAAAUGCCACCAACUACUUCCUGAUGUCGCUUGCCGUCGCCGACCUGCUGGUGGGACUCCUAGUGAUGCCAAUUGCACUCGUCACUAUUCUCUAUAACUCUAGGUGGCCUCUUCCAGAUUUUCUCUGCCCAAUCUGGCUCUUCCUUGAUGUGCUCUUCUCGACAGCGUCCAUUAUGCAUCUCUGUGCCAUCUCACUGGAUCGCUACAUCGCCAUCAAGAAGCCGAUUCAACACAGCCAAUACAAAUCCAGAGCCAAAGCCCUGGCCAAGAUCGCACUCGUUUGGCUCAUAUCCAUUUGUAUUGCAAUCCCAAUCCCGAUAAAAGGGCUGAAGAAUCUUCACGACAAGAAUGUCACCUUCAACAGUAAUCACACAUGCCUGCUGAAACCCAACACUUUCUCAGAGUUCAUCAUCUUUGGCUCCCUGACAGCAUUCUUCAUCCCUUUGACAAUCAUGAUGAUCAUCUACCUUCUCACCGUGCAAGUGUUGCGCAAAAAGGUUUAUUUGCUGCGGUCAAAGGUGACCCAGCGCUUUAGCGCUUCACCGAUCUCCACAGUUUUUCAAAGCGACCCGGCCUUAGCUUCUUCUCAAGCUGAGCAAAUGAACAUGUUGGAUAUCAGACUUCCCAGGCAUCCAGAAAAACCAAAUGCGGAGAUGAUGACCACUCCCACGGAGAAUGAAAUAUCCUUCCGCAGAAUGUCAACAAUGGGCAAGAAGUCAAUGCAGACUCUGAGCAAUGAGCAGCGCGCCUCCAAAGUGCUGGGCAUAGUCUUCCUCCUGUUUGUCGUCAUGUGGUGCCCGUUCUUCAUAACAAACAUCACCUCUGCUCUAUGCUCCAGCUGCGUUGAGAAGGUUAUUUCCCGUCUGAUGGAGAUCUUUGUCUGGGUUGGCUAUGUGUCAUCAGGGAUCAAUCCUCUGGUCUACACACUUUUCAAUAAAACCUUCAGGGAAGCUUUCACGCGCUACAUCACCUGCAACUACAAAAACUGCACGAGAGACAAGCUGGGACGGCAGCUUGGCUCGAAUGCUGCAGACUGGAACCUUACAAGCAUUUCAUUUAAAUCUUCCAUGGCAGAGAACUCAAAACUGUUCAUGAAACGGGGAAUGAAGAACGGCAUUGGACGAGUGAGCUACCAAAGUCCACUCAGGUGCCAGCAGGCUGUGCAGUCACCAGGCGGUGUUCUGCUAAACACAAAUCUUUUGACUGAAAAUGAAGAUUUUAAGCAAGAAGAACAUGUGAGCUGUGUAUGAAUAGUGGUGCAUAUUCAAAUUCAAAGACAAAGGCGUACCCAAGAUAUAUAAAAAAAAAAAAAAAACUAAAAAGAUUGGAGUCUGCACCUAUACGACAAAAGCUACAUUUCCUUGCAAAAGUUUUACAACCCCUUUAACAUUUUGUCAUAGAGUAGUGCAAAAUUAUGAAAUAAAAAAAAAAGGUUUACACAAAUUAAGAUAUAAAAAAGGUCAGGACAUUGACUGGGGCAUCCUAACAAACAUAAUUUGAUAUAAACCUCAGUCUGUAUGUUCAGACAUACUUAAGUUCCUCAGGUUUAUCCUCCAAUUAGUGCCAUCUACUUUCAAAUCCACAUUCUUAUUCCUAAGAAGUUUCCCCAAAGCAUGGUGCUACCACUACCAUGUUUCACCCUGAGGAUGGUGUGUUUGGGGUGAUGUACUGUCUCUGGCAUAAAAAGUUAACAUUCGUCUCAUUUGACCAGAGCGCCUUCUUCCCCCUGGUUGUGUUGUGCCCCCUACAGGCAGUUUGUUGCAAUUGAUUUCAUUUAGGGGUAUCAUUUCUUUCAACUCUACAAUGAUCAAGGUAAUCUUUAUCACAUUAAAAAUCCUCAAAACAGUGCAUUAAAUUUUGAGAAUGUAACUUGACUAAAAAAAUCUCAGGGCUUUGAAAACUUUUGCAAGUCAGUGUUUCUUGUUGCAUCAGCUUUGUAGCGAGCCUUUAAACACAUGUUAUUUUUACCAUGUAAUUUGUUGAUAUACUUGAAGAGAAAGCUUCAGUUUCCAGACAGUAUUCAGAAAAGAGCUGGGAAAAAAAAAGCUACAACUGUUUCACUAAACGAGGAGAAUGUGCUGAAUAGGAACCCAUCUAGGCCAAAAGACGUGACAACCUGGGAAAAACUGAAUGCUGUAUAUAAUAAUAUAUUCCUCUGCUGAUCCUUAAAUUUGGACUGUCUUAAAUGUGCUGUAAAUCCUCUCAGACCACAUGCUUACAUUUUAAAACAAUAUGAAUCUCUUCUGUAAAGGGCAAAUUCUUUGAACUCUUGAUACUUUUUAAAUUUGAGAAUGAUUGGGUCGUUCUCCUGUAUGUGUACUGCAGUCUGCUGGUUUGAAACGUUAAAAAUGGUUUUGGAAAGGCAGUCUGUACAUAUGAACGAACAAAGAGAAAAAAUGGAUUCUGAAUGUUGUUUAAUAAAAAUAAAAAAAAAUACUU
This is a messenger RNA of Gambusia affinis (western mosquitofish), 3487 nucleotides long. RefSeq names its product 5-hydroxytryptamine (serotonin) receptor 2B, G protein-coupled (gene htr2b). The transcript has 3 exons. Bases 898 to 2298 code for a protein of 466 amino acids. Gene Ontology annotation, molecular function: neurotransmitter receptor activity; G protein-coupled serotonin receptor activity. NCBI's taxonomy places the organism in Eukaryota, Metazoa, Chordata, Actinopteri, Cyprinodontiformes, Poeciliidae. Gene Ontology annotation, cellular component: plasma membrane; dendrite. Gene Ontology annotation, biological process: vasoconstriction; smooth muscle contraction; regulation of behavior. The record is from RefSeq and is a predicted model, not a curated record.